Molecule: messenger RNA, 188 nt
Organism: Eimeria necatrix
Lineage: Eukaryota; Apicomplexa; Conoidasida; Eucoccidiorida; Eimeriidae
Exons: 2
Source: RefSeq, a predicted model, not a curated record
AGCAGCAGCAGCAGCAGCAGCAGCAGCAGCAGCAGCAGCAGCAGCAGCAGCAGCAGCAGCUGACUAUGGUGGGGGUGGACUGUCUGUACACUGCAGCGUUCUUGAGGAUGUUGAAGGCGCUGCAGCAGCUGCUCCCGCCCCACAUGCAGCAGCAGCAGCAGCAGCAGCAGCAGCAGCAGCAGCUGUAA